Strongyloides ratti is the source of this 444-nucleotide messenger RNA. Its product is annotated as DNA-directed RNA polymerases I, II, and III subunit RPABC3. The transcript is spliced from 2 exons. Gene Ontology annotation, molecular function: DNA-directed RNA polymerase activity. Lineage: Eukaryota; Metazoa; Nematoda; Chromadorea; Rhabditida; Strongyloididae. Gene Ontology annotation, cellular component: RNA polymerase I complex; RNA polymerase II, core complex; RNA polymerase III complex. Gene Ontology annotation, biological process: DNA-templated transcription. The coding region runs from base 1 to 444 and encodes 147 amino acids. The record is from RefSeq and is a predicted model, not a curated record.
AUGGCUGGAAUAUUAUUUGAUGAUAUAUUUACCAUUAAAAAUGUAAAUCCUGAUGGAAAAAAAUUUGAACGUGUUGAUAGAUUAUUUUGUGAUGGUGAAUCAUUUAAAAUGGAUUUAAUAUUAGAUGUUAAUACUCAAUUAUAUCCUUUAUCACUUGGAGAUCAGUUUAGAUUUGUCUUAUGUACGACAUUGAGGGAAGAUGGUCUGUUAGAUGAAAAUGAAUAUGAUCCACUUCAACAUUAUCCCCGAACAGAUCCAUUUGACUAUGUUAUGUUUGGAAAAAUUUAUAGAAUCAACAACGAUGAAGAUAAAGAAUCUACAACUCUUAGUGUUUAUGCAUCAUUUGGUGGACUUUUAAUGAGACUUACAGGUGAAGCAAGUUAUCUACAGGGAUUUGUUUCAGAUAGUAAUAUUUAUAUGAUGAUGAAAAGAGGAAAACAUUAA